This is a messenger RNA of Blepharisma stoltei, 564 nucleotides long. NCBI's taxonomy places the organism in Eukaryota, Ciliophora, Heterotrichea, Heterotrichida, Blepharismidae. The record is from the annotation of a GenBank genome assembly.
AUGUGGAAACAUACCAAAAUAGAAGUUGCAAAUUUAGAUUCAGCAAAAAACCGAGUACUACGGAAAGAGUUUUUAUUAAAAACAAGACACAUCUCUUAUCCUUCAAGUUCUUUCUUGACACCAGUUAAAUUAUCAGAAAAAUUUCAUAUUGAGGACCUCUAUAAACCUUUUCAAAAAGCGAAACCAAAAUCACUAAUAGUCUCAAAAAGUGGUUAUAUUAGCAAAAAUUCAAGUUGCUUAAACUCAGUCCGUUCCAAAAAUUCUGAUGAUUCUUUUUAUAUUCAGGCAAAAAAUGCUUUUUUAAAUGAUAGAUCAUCUUCCUUCAUCAUGACUCCAAACCCUAAUACAAAUCAUAAUUCCAAGUUCUAUUCUCCAUCAGUCAGGCAAAAAACAGCUAUUCCAAAACUGAACUCUCAAGACUCUCGGAAGUCACUUGUAUUUUCGCCACAAAAUAAAUUGUUUAAAGUAGAUGUAAAGUUGAGAAAACCAAUUUUCUCGCAAGUGAACAAGCGGAGCUAUGAAAAAUACUUGGGAAAUGAAUUACCAUAUGAAAAUAAUAACUAA